Messenger RNA from Photinus pyralis (common eastern firefly), 1411 nucleotides. RefSeq names its product translocating chain-associated membrane protein 1 (gene TRAM). Gene Ontology annotation, molecular function: sphingosine N-acyltransferase activity. Gene Ontology annotation, biological process: ceramide biosynthetic process; protein insertion into ER membrane; SRP-dependent cotranslational protein targeting to membrane, translocation. NCBI's taxonomy places the organism in Eukaryota, Metazoa, Arthropoda, Insecta, Coleoptera, Lampyridae. The record is from RefSeq and is a predicted model, not a curated record. The transcript has 7 exons. The coding region runs from base 117 to 1235 and encodes 372 amino acids. Gene Ontology annotation, cellular component: endoplasmic reticulum membrane.
CUUCCCGUUGAAGAGACUGCACCAGCAGAACCACGGGCGGUGUUCCCUUUCCGAAUUUGUUGACGUAAAGGGGGUCUUCCAUUCUCCAUUUCAUUCCUUUCACCGGAACCGUCAAGAUGGUGAAGCCAGUGCGAAAAAGUUCAACGAAGAAUCCUCCAAUUCUCAGUCACGAAUUUAUAAUACAGAACCAUGCGGAUAUUGUAUCAUGUAUUGCCAUGGUUUUUGUUAUCGGACUGAUGGUGCAGGCUACUGCACCGAUCGCGUCGAUAUUCAUUGCGCUUCAACAUAACGUGACCGAAACUGGCGAGAUACCGUUGUAUUUAUCCGGCGGAAAAGAUUGGGCGGGCAUUUUCUUCUACAGCUUGAUCUGUAUCGUAGUGCACGCGAUUAUUCAAGAGUACGUGCUCGACAAACUUUCCAAGAAGCUGCACCUGUCCAAGUCGAAGCUGGCGAUUUUUAACACCAGCGGGCAAUUGGCACUUUUCUACGGGAUAUCCGUGCUGUGGGCGUUGGAGGUUAUUCUUUUACGCGAACACUACAUUCCUGAUAUUAAUUUACUAUGGGCCGACUAUCCGGCGGCGAUGCCUUUCAGUAUGAAACUGUUUCUGAUCAUCCAAAUCGCGUACUGUCUACACGAGCUGCCCGAGCUCUACUUCCAGCGUACCAAAAAGGAGGAGUACCUCGAGAAAAUCACGCACAGCCUCGCCGCGUUGACGUUAAUCGCCGUACCUUACUUCCUCAACUUUAACCGCCUGCUGAUCUGCCUGAUCGCGUUGCACUACGUGUCCGAGCUCACCCACCACGUCUGCCAGCUAAUCCAAACCGUCGACAAGGACGAGAAGUUCACGAAGGGAACGCGCCUAGUCUCUAUCGCCGUCCUAAUCCUCGCUCGUCUCGGUAGCGUCGUCCUCGCCGUGGUCACCUUAUGGUUCGGUCUCGCCCUGGGCGAACAGCGCGAGCUCGACCUGCAGGCGGGCUACUUCAACAUCGCACCCGUUCGUCUAGUCCUGCUCACCGGAAUUUUAAUUUUACAACUCUAUCACACCUUCAACGUCGUCAAUCAGGCGGUGGCGAGGAUGCGCGAGAGCAAGGCGACCGUGACGUCGACAAGGAUCAAGCCUCAAAAGAAGGAUAAAUUUAAAAAAUCAAAGAGAGGAGGCGAAGAAUCUGAUUUGCCGGAAGUCGAUCAGAACACAAACAAGAACCUGAGGAGCCGUUCCCAGAAGACUAAAUAACUGAUAUAUACGCGACAAUUAAGACAUUCCUCGUUUCGUGAAGUUUAAUUGUGUCAUCGUCCUUUCCAUAGAUUAUUAAUACUCGUUUUGUAUAAUUUUUUAUGUGUAUAAAUGUUGCUGUUAUACAGUAUGUUAGUGUGAAUUAACGAGGCUAAGGAAUAAAUGGCUACAGGUUG